UUAUAACCAAUCAAAACUACAGCGUUUCUCAGUCACCGGAGACCACACUUUCUGUAAAUCGCUGUGUCAGUGAACAAAAACAUUAUUUCAAUUAAAUUUUGUUAACAAGCUUUGUAUAAAUAUCAGCAUGUUUUUAACAAGAUCUGAGUACGAUCGUGGUGUCAAUACUUUUUCACCGGAAGGAAGAUUGUUUCAAGUAGAAUAUGCCAUCGAAGCCAUAAAACUUGGUUCAACAGCUAUAGGAAUCCAAUCUUCUGAGGGAACAGUGUUGGCAGUAGAGAAGAGAGUAACCUCUCCACUCAUAGAACCAUCCAGUAUAGAGAAAAUAAUGGAAGUAGAUACACACAUAGGCUGUGCUAUGAGUGGUUUGAUUGCAGAUUCUCGAACCUUAAUUGAUAGAGCUCGAGUUGAGGCCCAAAAUCACUGGUUUACUUACAAUGAAAGAAUGAGCAUUGAAAGUGUCACCCAAGCAGUUAGUAAUCUCGCCCUAGCUUUUGGAGAUGAUGAUGCUGAACCCGGAGCUAUGAGUCGACCAUUUGGAGUGGCAUUGUUAUUUGCUGGUAUUGACGAAAAAGGUCCACAAUUGUAUCAUAUGGAUCCUUCUGGUACGUUCAUUCAAUAUGAUGCAAAAGCCAUUGGUUCAGGAUCAGAGGGAGCACAACAGGCCUUACAGGAAGUGUUUCAUAAGUCUAUUACCCUGAAAGAAGCUUGUAAAUCUGCUCUUACUAUUCUAAAACAGGUGAUGGAAGAAAAACUAAACUCCACAAAUGUUGAAUUGGCUACUGUUACACCAGAAAGAAAUUUUCACAUGUUUUCAAAGGAAGAAUUAGAAAAUGUAAUAAAAGACAUUUAGACAAAACAAAGACACAUUCUUUUUGAGGAUAUAUUAUAAAUGUUCACAUCGUUAUUGUAUUUUGAUUUAAAAGGGGGAUGGUUUAAUUACGAAUAUUAAAUAUGUACAGUGUGUAAAAUCAUUAUAACUUACACAUGACUCAAAAACAUUUUAGGAUAUAUCAAGUCUAUAAAGAGUGAAUUUGUUCCCUUGUUGGGAUGUGAUCAUUGUUUAUUUUAUUGUUUAUUAUGUAAAUUAUCAUACUUCAUAAUAAAAUUUGACCCCCAAAGUGAAUUAAAAUGAAAUUGUUGA
This is a messenger RNA of Patella vulgata (common limpet), 1144 nucleotides long. RefSeq names its product proteasome subunit alpha type-5. The record is from RefSeq and is a predicted model, not a curated record. NCBI's taxonomy places the organism in Eukaryota, Metazoa, Mollusca, Gastropoda, Patellidae. Gene Ontology annotation, biological process: proteasome-mediated ubiquitin-dependent protein catabolic process. Bases 128 to 853 code for a protein of 241 amino acids. The transcript has a single exon. Gene Ontology annotation, cellular component: proteasome core complex, alpha-subunit complex; nucleus; proteasome core complex.